Gallus gallus (chicken) is the source of this 1045-nucleotide messenger RNA. RefSeq names its product rho GTPase-activating protein 32-like. Gene Ontology annotation, molecular function: GTPase activator activity. Gene Ontology annotation, cellular component: Golgi apparatus; nucleoplasm; fibrillar center. The transcript has 5 exons. NCBI's taxonomy places the organism in Eukaryota, Metazoa, Chordata, Aves, Galliformes, Phasianidae. Gene Ontology annotation, biological process: small GTPase-mediated signal transduction. The record is from RefSeq and is a predicted model, not a curated record. The coding region runs from base 1 to 963 and encodes 320 amino acids.
AUGCCCGCUAAGAACUUAGCGAUUGUGUGGGCUCCCAACCUCUUCAGAUCCCAGCAGAACGAGUCUGCCUGCGCCAGCGGAAGAGCUGCCUGCAUGGAGCUGCAGAGGCAGUCGGAUGUGGUAGAGUUCAUCAUCAGCCACACAGACGUCCUCUUCUGCUCCACAUCCACAUCAGGCAUCGGAGAUGGAGCAGGGCACAGUUCUCCAUCAGGGCCCAAGUCUGUGGAGGUGUCUUCUCCCGCCACCAGGCUGCUCACCGUGGAGGAGGCACAGGCACAGAGGCGAGGCCACAGCAGCUCUCCCACACUGACACACAGCAGGGACAUCGAAGUGGAAGAAGGCCCCGCAGCUGCAGGGGGUAAAUUCCACACAGUCAUCGACUUCCCGUCUGAAAGACCAAGUCCACCCAGUAAGAUGAAGGAAUCAGCAGCUGGCUGUUGGUGUUCCUGCUUCAGCCUUAGAGAACCAUCCUCUGUGGCCAAACGCCAACUGCAGCACAAUGCCAGGGAGCCCUCAGAAACAGAGAUUGUGGUCCCGGCGGGUGAAUCGAGCCCUUGUCCACCCAGAAGAGCCACAGCAAGUUGUGAUGAUGCACUGUGUGCUUCCAUCAAUGGAGAGCUCCUAGGAAGCACAAAUCGCUGCAGUUCCAGUGACCGCCUUGAUGACAACAGUGAUGGGCAGAAGAAGCUCAUCCAAGUUCAAGCUCUCAUUUCUCCCCGUUGUGCUGAAGACGCUGACCUGAUCCUGCCAGAAAUAACAGUCACCAGCCUGGAUUGUGACCCGGCAUCAUUGCAGUGCAGCCCCACCCAAGCACAGCCCGUGUGCCCUGACAGCAGUACCUUCAUGCGGGAUCAGGUCAGCCUCAGUGAGGAGAAGCCGAGCCUCGUGGAGGGGGACUUAGAAUCGGAGCUCCAGUCCCAGGCACCGGGCAGCAGCAUGAGCUCUGAGCCACUCUCUCCAUGACACGAGAGGAUGAGUCCCAUCUUUACCCGGGACCUCUCACGCCCUCCUGGCUUUUAGUGAAUAAAAGCAUGCUCGUGCUGGA